AUGAAUUCAGCGGAAGUUUUUGAACAAACGUUAAAUGAUGCAUUGAUUACAACUAAUAUACCCUAUGAUCAAUUUUUACAUCUGUUACAUGGCGCACAGGGAGGGUAUAGUUUUACUGAGGAGCAAACCAAGACAUGGUAUACUCAAUUGGAGAAAAUGGAUAAAGAGACAUUAAAAAAAAUCAGGAGAAGGUUUGAACACUUUAUAAAUAAAGUACGAAGAUCGCAAUUACGUGAAUUAGAGACAUCUCAAUUAUCUGAAUCUUUUAAGCUAGAGGAAUUGAUAAACAACCUAUAUACAAUUGACGAUUUGUUAUCAACAAAAUUGCAGUUAUUAGAUAAUAAGGUUACUGAAAGCAAUAACCAAUUACGAACAUUUGAUGAACAAUUGGAACAAACGAUUGGAAACUCCACUUCUUCCAGUGAGCCUCUAUCUAGUAUACUUCAAACGAUAGAUAAAUAUAGAAGAGCAAUUGAUGGUACUAAAUGA
This is a messenger RNA of Tetrapisispora phaffii CBS 4417, 489 nucleotides long. RefSeq names its product Nkp2p (gene NKP2). The record is from RefSeq and is a predicted model, not a curated record. The transcript has a single exon. Bases 1 to 489 code for a protein of 162 amino acids. Lineage: Eukaryota; Fungi; Ascomycota; Saccharomycetes; Saccharomycetales; Saccharomycetaceae.